GGAUAUCACCCCACCACUAAAGGGUAUAAAUGCUAUGAACCCGUGUCUCAAAAAGUUUAUGUCUCUCGUCAUGUUCGGUUCGUCGAGGAUCAGUUUCCAUAUCCCAAAUUGUCAUCCCUCCCGUCACCCUCUCUUAUAACCCCUAUUUUUCCUCCAAGCCUAGGCUCACAUGCUCAUUUCCCACUGACGGUCCAACCCCAGACCCGUCCCACCAGUCACGAACGACAGCCCGACACCCUCCUUAUGGACACGCCACAGACGGUCCAACCCCAGAACCGUACCCCAACCCACCCUCGACCGUCACCUACGCCUCUCCAAAACACACAACCGGUUAACCGACCCCCGCCCCAAAACACACACACCAUGCAAACCCGAGCCAAAUCUGGAAUUUUCAAAUCUAAAGCCUAUACCAUUACCACCCUUGUUACUACCCCACCUACCACUGAGCCUAGCACUUACCGCCAAGCCUCUGGUAAUAGUUUUUGGUGUCAGGCUAUGGAUGAGGAGUUUAUUGCUUUGAAUGAGCAACGUACAUGGGACUUGGUUCCACCACCCAAGAACCGCACUCCGAUUGGUUGCAAAUGGGUAAAAAGCCUUAUUAGUGUAGCUAUGGAUGAUGUGCCUGAAAAGACGAGGAAAAGUCAUCAAGUUUAUCUUCCUGCUGGUUUACUCGUAACCAAAAUAAUGGUAGUCUUGUCGGCGCUUCAUCAGAUCCAUGGCGGUGCAGCCUCAUCAAUAAUACACUUUAACUACACAAAGUUUCCUGAGAUGAUGAGCUAUGAAGAAGACUUGAAGUUUGAUGGAGAUGUAUUCCAUGACCAGAAUAUGCUCCUCCAACUCACCCGAUAUAGGAAAGACAACUUCACAACUCACUUCACCUUCGCCAUUGAUUCACCGGACCCGAACCACCACGGAGAUGGCGUCACCUUCUUUCUGGCCCACCCCAACUUUUCGCUCCCGGUCCCACCAGACGGCUCUGGGAUCGGUCUGGUGGGCCGGAAACAGGUAGCGGAUAACCCGAAUUACACUCGAGAGCACCCGUUUGUGGCAGUGGAGUUCGACACGUUCCCGAACGAGGACGAUCCGCCUUACGAUCACGUCGGGGUCGACGUGAACGCAAUGUGGACCCCGUACACGACCGAGUGGUACAGCGUCAAAGAUGGGAGGAAGAUCUGCGUCGAGAUCACAUACAAUUCUAGCUUCUAUCAGUUGAAUGUGGUGUUUGAUGAGUACAAAGAUGGGAAUGAGAUCAAGCAAAGCUAUUCCCAUGGAAUUAAUUUGAAGGAGGUCUUGCCAGAUAAGGUCCAGUUUGGGUUGUCUUCUGCAACUGGACUUCUUUGGGAGAACCAUACACUGUGCUCUUGGUCAUUUGAUUCAAAUCUUAGAUUAUAGGGUAUUUGAAACAAGACAAAGCUAAUCCAAUUUGAAGAAGCAAAAUUAAGAAGGACUUGCUUUUGAAAGAAGCAUUAUUAUUGGAUUGCACAAAAUAAUUAAGCAUUCUCAUAGAGUGAAAUAAAACUUCAUAAAUAUUUUGUGAAGUGGUUUAAGAAACUUUAUGUUACCUA
This is a messenger RNA of Cuscuta campestris, 1565 nucleotides long. The record is from the annotation of a GenBank genome assembly. NCBI's taxonomy places the organism in Eukaryota, Viridiplantae, Streptophyta, Magnoliopsida, Solanales, Convolvulaceae.